AUGAUUAACGAAAACCCAUCGUCAACUAGUUUUCCUAUCACGAGGUAUUUACGUCCUGACAAAUUUGAUGUCGAACCUGAUGCUGCAGAAGCGGAUGCACAAUGGCAGCACUGGAGGUCAACGUUCGAAAGUUUUUUGAAUGAAGAAGUAAAAACUGAUUUAAUACCAGAUGCAUUAAGACGCAAGCUCUUAGUAAAUCACCUAUCAGCUUCAAUCUACAAACAUAUCAAAACUUGCGAAACUUACGAAGCCUCAAUUGCAGCUUUAGAAGGUAUUUAUAUUAAACCUAAAAAUAUAAUUCUAGCCAGGCAUAUUCUUUUUAACCGGAAACAACGUGCGGAUGAAAACAUCUCUGACUACGUAAGAGCUUUACGUUUAGCGGCAAAAGAUUGCUCUUUCGAAACCGUUACCGCUCAAGAACAUGAAGAACAAGCAAUCCGUAGCACCUUGAUCUCCGGUUUGCUUUCUCGUAAAAUCAAAGAACGCCUGCUAGAAAAUAAAAAACUUACUCUUGCCGAAGCACUUGAUCAAGCUAUUGCACUUGAAACAGCUGAAAAGGACGCGCUAAUAAUAAUCAACAGUCUUAUCGAUGACGGUUCAUCUCACUGUAGUACAAUAUCUGCCGCUUCACCGUCAAGCUUGAAAGGUGCAACUAUUCUAAUCACGGUGAAUGGUUAUAAAGCUGAUGCUCUUGUUGACACUGGCAGUUCUGUCAGUUUUAUAAACAGCAAAAUCGCGCGCCUAAUGAAGUUACGUCAAAAACCAUGUACACAGUCUGUUAACUUAGCCUCGCUGAAUCAAGUAUCGGUUGUCGAAGGUAUUUGCUUUGCCAAUAUCACCAUGAAUAAACACAACUACAGGCAAAUACCACUUCUUAUCGUCGAUAAUCUCUGCGCGGACGUGAUCGUUGGACACGACCUACUAAAAGAACAUUCUAAAAUUGAAUUUGAAUUGGGAGGUCCCCAUGAACCAUUACGCAUCUGCAACGUAAUGCAGUCCUCGGUGCCACCAGCAUCUAUUUUUACUAAUUUGUCACCUAACAUCAGACCUAUCGCCGUAAGGAGUCGUCGAUACAGUAUACAAGACGAAGAAUUUAUCAAGCAAGAAAUAUCAAAAUUACUGGAAGACGGUGUAAUAGAACCAAGCAUUUCUCCCUGGAGAGCACAAGUCCUAGUAGCGGGAGGUGGCGCUCAUCGAAAACGUCUAGUAAUAGACUACUCUAUGACUAUUAACAAGUUUACAGAAUUGGAUGCAUUCCCAUUACCAAACAUGGAAACGGUCGUCUUAAAAGUAUCGAAAUACAAAAUCUUCAGUCAGAUCGACUUAAAAAGCGCAUAUCAUCAAAUGACCAUUUUAGAUAAAGAGAAAGUCUACACUGCUUUUGAAGCCUGCGGACAACUUUACCAGUUUACAAGAAUUCCAUUCGGUGUUACCAAUGGUGUAGCAGCGUUUCAAAGGACUCUAGACUUCAUCAUAACCAGAGAGAAACUAGAAGGUACAUUUGUAUACUUAGAUGACGUGACAGUAUGUGGUAAAGAUGAGUUAGAACAUGAACGUAAUCUAAAAAAGUUUAUGGAUGCGGCGAGAAAAUAUAACUUAACACUAAAUGAAAGAAAAUGUGUUUUUAAGAAAACAAAAAUCGAUCUACUUGGCUAUACUGUCGAAAAUAACACAAUCAAACCAGACGCUGAGAGAUUGAAACCCCUUUUAGAACUUCCAGCUCCCAUUAAAAACUCAGAACUCAAACGCGCUUUGGGAAUGUUCGCCCACUAUGCAAAAUGGGUUGAAAGAUUUUCGGAGAAGAUAAAACCUUUAACUUGUGUUUCAAGUUUUCCUUUAACACCUGAUGCUCUAAAAUGCUUCCAAGAGAUUAAAUCAGACAUAAAGAAAGCAAUAGAUGAUGAUGAAACUUUCACUGUUGAAACUGACGCCUCGGAUUUUGCUAUAGCCGCUACGCUUACGCAAAAGGGUCGUCCAGUCGCUUUCUUCUCUCGAACGCUUUCCAAUCCAGAAUGUCGACAUUCAUCAAUAGAGAAGGAAGCUUGUGCAAUUGUUGAAAGUCUUAAGAAAUGGAGACAUUUUCUGAUUGGGAAACACUUUCUUUUAAUUACGGAUCAAAAAUCAGUAACGUACAUGUUGAAUCAAAAUCACAAUAGCAAGAUUAAAAAUGAGAAGAUAAUGCGCUGGAGGCUAGAGCUAUCCUGCUACAAAUAUGACAUUAUAUAUAGACCAGGUUCGGAAAACACAACAGCAGACGCUCUGUCACGAGUUUGUGCGUACAUGAACACCGACAAAUUAAAACAGCUUCAUAAUGCGCUUUGCCAUCCUGGAAUCACCAAACGGGGAUUCGCUACCAUCAUGGCUUUCAACGCCUGGACAGUAAAAAAGAAUGUCCGUCACUCAAAGACUGAUCCCGUAGUAGAAGAAGCUGAACUUAUCGAGAGUAAUCCUUACUACUCUUUAAUUAGAAGAGCUAAUGGAGAAAUGUCAACCGUGACAAAUCGUCAUUUAGCGCCCUUCCCAAACAACGUUGACGAGGGUGAAGAUGACGUUAGUCUUGAAACUUCAGAGACUGAGGCCUCACAAGAAUUACAAACUUCUGAUGGAUCUUCGACGGAACAAGAGAAAGUGGAAUUGAAAAUUCUACACGGGCAGAAAAUUCUGCAGAAGAAGAAAAUUCUACAGGGGAAGAAUGAUAUGAUAUUUUAUCUAGUUAUCAUUUGA
Messenger RNA from Photinus pyralis (common eastern firefly), 2724 nucleotides. RefSeq lists its product as uncharacterized. Gene Ontology annotation, molecular function: aspartic-type endopeptidase activity. NCBI's taxonomy places the organism in Eukaryota, Metazoa, Arthropoda, Insecta, Coleoptera, Lampyridae. The transcript is spliced from 4 exons. The record is from RefSeq and is a predicted model, not a curated record. The coding region runs from base 1 to 2724 and encodes 907 amino acids. Gene Ontology annotation, biological process: proteolysis.